AAAUAAACAAAAUCAAUAACGCUGAGGUUUGCCCUAAUAGUUCACGCUUAGGGUUUCGUAUCUCUCUUCCUCUCUCUUAUAUAAAUCGAUUGCUCAUCUUCCUCUCUCAGACGCAUUCCUCAAGAGGCAAGACGUUCAGAGAGAGGGAGAGAUAGAGGCGGAGGAGGCAAUUAAGGUUCUUCGAUCUACCAAGGAAGUUGGCAGUUCAAUCUGCUAAUUCUGUUGCUUUCAAAGUGGAGGGUGUCAAGUUUGAAGCUACUUUUAUGUCUGAACGGGCCUCACACUUUUUGUUGUCGAUUGGGCUGCUUGGAGAGUAUUGUCCUACGUCAAGAAAAAAGAGCAUUCAUUCUUUGGAAAGAUUUGGCUGCAUGCAUCUUGUUGGAUUUCAGGACAGACACUGUCAGAGUGGCUAUUUUAUGUGUCUUGCAACUCCGAGAAAUCUUGUUUGUUCUAAAGAAGGCUUUCUGGCUUCAAAAGAUAAUUCCGCUGCUGUAUUUUCCUCAUUCUGAUAAAUCCCACAGCACACAUCCUACGUUGCAGAAAUGGCUUUGCAAAACAUUGGUGCUAGUAACAGGGAUGAUGCCUUCUAUAGGUAUAAGAUGCCCAAAAUGAUAACCAAGAUUGAAGGUCGAGGAAAUGGCAUCAAGACUAAUGUGGUGAACAAUGUUGAAAUUGCGAAGGCUUUGGCUAGACCUGCAUCUUACACCUUAAAGUAUUUUGGUUGUGAGCUCGGAGCCCAAUCCAAAUUUGAUGAGAAAACUGGAACUUCCCUGGUGAAUGGAGCACAUGACACUGCCAAGCUUGCUGGACUGCUUGAAAAUUUUAUCAAGAAAUAUGUCCAGUGCUAUGGAUGUGGGAAUCCAGAAACUGAGAUAGUUAUCACGAAGACACAAAUGAUCACACUUAAAUGUGCUGCCUGUGGCUAUGUGUCAGAUGUUGAUAUGAGGGACAAGCUCACAACAUUUAUAAUCAAGAACCCCCCUGAGCAGAAGAAGGGAUCAAAAGACAAGAAAGCAAUGAGGAGAGCUGAGAAAGAGAGACUCAAGGAAGGGGAGGCAGCUGACGAGGAGCUGAAGAAGCUUAAAAAGGAAGGUGUAAAGAAAAAGGGCUCUUCUGGUAGUUCCAAAAGCGCAUCAUCCAAGAAGAAGCCUAGUGUCUCCGAUGAGGAUCGCUCCCCGGCUGGCAGCCAAGCUGACGAGAAUGAGUCUGUGGGAGCUGCGGAGGAUGCUGAUGAUGUCCAGUGGCAGACUGACACUUCUAUGGAGGCAGCUCGACAACGGAUUCAGGAACAAUUGAGUUCUGUUACAGCUGGGAUGGUUAUGCUUUCUACGAAUGAAGAGAAGCCCAAACCAGUGAAAAAAUCUCCUGAACUCGAUGGGAAAGCUGAAGUGGGAAAACAUGGGAAUGGGUCAAACAUGGCUAGUUCCCAAGAUAGACUUGUUGGUGAGGUAAGAGAAUUCCUUAAGAAGAGUUCUCCUGGGCAGCUUAUGCCCUUUCUGGCAACCUUAUCUGGCACUUCUCAAGAGCGGACAGAUGCGCUGUUUGAAGCUCUGUUUGGAGGUGUGCAGAAGGGAUUGGCUAAGGAGGUGGCCAAGAAGAAAAACUACUUGGCAGCAGCCACCCAAGAGGAGGGAUCACAGGUGAAUCUGCUGCGUGCUAUUGAGUCUUUUUGUGGGAAGUCUAGCUCAGAUGGGGUGAAGGAGGUUGCCCUGGUUCUGAAAGUUCUUUACGACAGUGAUGUGUUGGAGGAAGAGUUUAUAUUGGAGUGGUAUCAGAAGGGCCCAACUGGAGGCAAUAAAAAUUCUCAUAUUUGGAAGAAUGUGAAGCCCUUCAUUGACUGGUUGCAGAGUGCAGAGUCUGAAUCUGAAGAGGAAUGAUUUGAAAUGCAUAUCCAGGUCCCUUCUCUUUUUGCUGCUGCUGCUGCUACUUUUCUACCUAUUAUGAUAGGAUUUGUGUGUCCGGGUGCUGUCCUGAAUAAUGUCAUGCUGUUUUGUGUUUGCUGUUUGGUGCUGUCUUACUGUUUUGAGUUGUCAUGUUUGGUGGUGUCUAGUAAUUAUCGAAGACGACUGUGUUUAAAGGCUGUUGAUCACUGCCCUUGCCUUGAAGCUUUGUCCUUUGUGUUAAUUUUGUUCUGCCUGUUAUGAUGACAUUUUGGAUGGAUGUAUUCUUCCUAUCUAUUUGUGUUAAUGGAGUGUUGGGUUUCAUUUCUUAUGCAAA
Molecule: messenger RNA, 2217 nt
Organism: Malania oleifera
Lineage: Eukaryota; Viridiplantae; Streptophyta; Magnoliopsida; Santalales; Ximeniaceae
Product: eukaryotic translation initiation factor 5-like
Exons: 2
Coding region: 543-1877 (444 amino acids)
Biological process (GO): formation of cytoplasmic translation initiation complex; formation of translation preinitiation complex; translational initiation
Cellular component (GO): cytosol
Molecular function (GO): eukaryotic initiation factor eIF2 binding; translation initiation factor activity; GDP-dissociation inhibitor activity
Source: RefSeq, a predicted model, not a curated record